AUGCAACUCACCCUACUGUCUCACUGCAAGCGCCUCUUCCUCGCGAUCCUCAUCUGCACCACCCUCCUCUCCAUCAAUGUCACCUCAGCAGUCAUACAAAACGGCGAGGAAGUCAAAACAGCCGAAAAAGCCAUCGAUGCCAUCAAAUCAGCCGGACAUUGGUUUAUCAAACCUUACGAUGUCCCUUCCCUAUCAAGUCCUCGCAGAAGCGUUCUUCAAAGGCUGAAGAGCUUCUUCAGUCGAGUUCCGAUCAAGAUCAGCCAGACGGGUGAUGCUACCAUAGUGGCAAACAGGGGAACCAAUUACCGAAUGGUUCGGUUUGGAUCGAAAGAUAAUGUAUUCGUUGUAGCUCCGCGGAGUAAGGAAACGUUCCAUGGUCUGACGGCAAAGGAACAGGAAUAUAUAGUUGUUCACAGGGUGCCUUCUGUUCAGAGGAUUACCCUAGUUGAAAUUCAGCCUACCCAACCUUGA
Messenger RNA from Ustilago hordei, 471 nucleotides. RefSeq lists its product as uncharacterized. The transcript has a single exon. NCBI's taxonomy places the organism in Eukaryota, Fungi, Basidiomycota, Ustilaginomycetes, Ustilaginales, Ustilaginaceae. Bases 1 to 471 code for a protein of 156 amino acids. The record is from RefSeq and is a predicted model, not a curated record.